CUUGGCGGCGGCGGCGGCGGCGGCGCGCGACGGCUCGGAGGUACCGGGCGCGCGCGGCUCCGGCUCGGGACGCCUCGGGCUCUGACUCUGGCUGCGGCUGCUGCAGCGGCACCCGCGCUCCGGUGCGCUCGGCCUCCUGGGCCCGCCGGGGAGCGCUGACCGCGAGCCCGCCGUGCGCCCGCCCGCCCCCUUCCCCGGGCCCGCCGGGAUGGGAGUCGCGCGCGGAACUCCGAGCAGCCCUCGCUGGCUGCCCCUGCUCAGCGUCCUGCUGCUGCCGCUGCUGGGCGGUGCCCAGGCAACCAUUGUCUUCAUCAAGGAGCCAUCGUCCCAGGAUGCGCUGCAGGGGCGCCGGGCGCUGCUCCGCUGUGAGGUCGAGGCCCCAGGCCCAGUGCACGUGUACUGGCUGCUGGAUGGGGCCCCUGUCCAGGACACCGAGCGGCGCUUCGCCCAGGGCAGCAGCCUGAGCUUCGCAGCUGUGGACCGGCUGCAGGACUCGGGAGCCUUCCAGUGCGUGGCUCGGGAUGAUGCCACCGGAGAGGAGGCCCGCAGUGCCAAUGCCUCCUUCAACAUCAAAUGGAUUGAGUCCGGUCCCGUGGUCCUGAAGCAUCCAGCCUCGGAAGCUGAGAUCCAGCCACAGACCCAGGUCAUGUUGCGUUGUCACAUUGAUGGGCACCCUCGGCCCACCUACCAGUGGUUCCAAGAUGGGAGCGCCCUGUCUGAUGGUCAGAGCAACCACACGGUCAGCAGUAAGGAGAAGAACCUGACCCUCCGGCCGGCCGGCCCUGAGCACAGUGGCAUCUACUCCUGCUGUGCCCACAAUGCCUUUGGCCAGGCCUGCAGCAGCCAGAACUUCACCUUGAGCAUUGCUGAUGAGAGCUUUGCCAGGGUGGUACUGGCUCCCCAGGACGUGGUAGUGGCAAGGAAUGAGGAGGCCAUGUUCCACUGUCAGUUCUCAGCCCACCCGCCCCCAAGCCUGCAGUGGGUCUUUGAGGAUGACACUCCCAUCACUAACCGCAGCCGCCCCCCGCACGUUCGCAGAGCCACGGUGUUUGCCAACGGGUCCCUGCUGCUGACCCAGGUCCGGCCGCGCAAUGCAGGGGUCUACCGCUGCGUAGGCCAGGGCCACAGGGGCCCUCCUGUCAUCCUGGAGGCCACUCUCCACCUGGCAGAGAUUGAAGAUAUGCCACCAUUUGAGCCACGGGUGUUCACGGCUGGCAGCGAGGAGCGUGUGGCCUGCCCUCCCCCCCAGGGUCUGCCGGAGCCCAGUGUGUGGUGGGAGCACGCGGGAACCCGUCUGCCUGCCCACGGCAGAGUCUACCAGCAGGGCCAUGAGCUGGUGUUUGCCAGCACUGCUGAGAGCGAUGCUGGUGUCUAUACCUGCCAUGCGGCCAACCUGGCUGGUGGGCGGAGACAGGAUGUCAACGUCACCGUGGCCACUGUGCCCACGUGGCUGGAGAAGCCCCAAGACAGCCAGCUGGAGGAGGGCAAGCCAGGCUAUUUGCAUUGCCUGACCCAGGCCACACCCAAACCCACAGUCUCCUGGUACAGAAACCAGAUGCUCAUCUCUGAGGACUCGCGGUUCGAGGUCUUCAAGAACGGGACCUUGCGCAUCAACAGCGUGGAGGUGUACGACGGGACGUGGUACCGCUGCAUGAGCAGCACCCCCGCUGGCAGCAUCGAGGCCCAGGCCCGCGUCCAAGUGCUGGAAAAGCUCAAGUUCACACCACCGCCCCGGCCGCAGCAGUGCAUGGAGUUUGACAAGGAGGCCACGGUUCCCUGCUCAGCCACAGGCCGAGAGAAGCCCACUAUUAAGUGGGUCCGGGCAGAUGGGAGCAGCCUUCCAGAGUGGGUGACAGACAACGCCGGGACCUUGCACUUCUCCAGGGUGACCCGCGAUGAUGCUGGCAACUACACUUGCAUCGCCUCCAACGGGCUGCAGGGCCAGAUCCGUGCCCACGUCCAGCUCACCGUGGCAGUGUUCAUCACCUUCAAGGUGGAGCCGGAGCGCACGACCGUGUACCAGGGCCACACGGCCCUGCUGCGGUGCGAGGCCCAGGGGGACCCCAAGCCACUCAUUCAGUGGAAGGGCAAAGACCGUAUCCUGGACCCCACCAAGCUGGGACCCAGGAUGCACAUCUUCCAGAACGGCUCCCUGGUGAUCCACGAUGUUGCCCCCGAGGACUCGGGCCGCUACACCUGCAUCGCGGGCAACAGCUGCAACAUCAAGCACACGGAGGCCCCCCUCUAUGUCGUGGACAAACCGGUGCUGGAGGAGUCGGAGGGCCUGGGCAGCCCUCCACCUUACAAGAUGAUCCAGACUAUCGGGCUGUCGGUGGGUGCCGCCGUGGCCUACAUCAUUGCCGUGCUGGGCCUCAUGUUCUACUGCAAGAAGCGCUGCAAGGCCAAGCGGCUUCAGAAGCAGCCGGAGGGCGAAGAGCCAGAGAUGGAGUGCCUCAAUGGCGGGCCUCUGCAGAACGGACAGCCCUCAGCAGAGAUCCAAGAGGAAGUGGCCUUGACCAGCUUGGGCUCCGGCUCCGCGGCCACCAACAAACGCCACAGCACAAGUGACAAGAUGCACUUCCCUCGGGCCAGCCUGCAGCCCAUCACCACACUGGGGAAGAGCGAGUUUGGGGAGGUGUUCCUGGCAAAGGCGCAGGGCUUGGAGGAGGGGGUGCCAGAGACCCUGGUGCUUGUGAAGAGCCUGCAGAGCCGGGACGAGCAGCAGCAGCUGGACUUCCGGAGGGAGUUCGAGAUGUUUGGGAAGCUGAACCACGCCAACGUGGUGCGGCUGCUGGGGCUGUGCCGGGAGGCCGAGCCCCACUACAUGGUGCUGGAGUAUGUGGACCUGGGAGACCUCAAACAGUUCCUGAGGAUUUCCAAGAGCAAGGAUGAAAAGUUGAAGUCGCAGCCCCUCAGCACGAAGCAGAAGGUGGCUCUGUGUACCCAAGUGGCCCUGGGAAUGGAGCACCUGUCCAACAACCGCUUUGUGCACAAGGACCUGGCCGCUCGAAACUGCCUGGUCAGCGCUCAGAGACAGGUGAAGGUGUCGGCCCUGGGGCUCAGCAAGGACGUGUACAACAGUGAGUACUACCACUUCCGCCAGGCCUGGGUGCCGCUGCGCUGGAUGUCCCCUGAGGCCAUCCUAGAGGGCGACUUCUCCACCAAGUCUGAUGUCUGGGCCUUCGGCGUGCUGAUGUGGGAAGUGUUCACCCACGGGGAAAUGCCCCAUGGUGGGCAGGCAGAUGAUGAAGUGCUGGCAGACUUGCAGGCUGGGAAGGCCAGACUCCCGCAGCCUGAGGGCUGCCCUUCCAAGCUCUACCGGCUGAUGCAGCGCUGCUGGGCCCUCAGCCCCAAGGACCGGCCCUCCUUCAGCGAGAUCGCCAACACCCUGGGAGACAGCCCCGCGGAUAACAAGCCGUGAGGAGGGAGCCCAGGCAGGCUGUGCCUCAGGAUGGUGUGGGCAGGGGAGGACCUCCUGAGGGGUGCCCACAGCAUGAUGGGCAAGAUCCUGGUCCUCUUGGGCCCUAGGGGCCCCGCCCGGGCACCACAGGCACUGCUGAGGUCAGGCAGGGCCUGGGCUUUCUUCCUCUUCCUCACCCUCAGCCCUUGGGGAGGCUGAUUUGGACCCAGACUGGGUGACUGGGGCUUUGGGCUGGGCAGCUUUCUCUGCCACCCCUUCCCCCAUCAGGGACAGUGUGGGUGCCUCAGGUAACCCCAAUUUCUGGCCUGGGUCUCCUCCCCUCCACCAGGUCCAGUUCUGCCACUCACCUGCCAACUUCCUUGGGGGAGGGCUAGGCUGGAGGUGAGCUGGCUUCAAGGGGAGUUCCUUAAUAUACUCAAGUCCUGGAUUGUUCUGGCCCCUGGGGACCACUUUGGGGUCUGCACUAGGAUCAUGGAGGACCCAGCCAGCGAGUCCCCCCCUCCCUCCAUGGACAUGUGCACGCUGACCCAGACCUGCGCCUCCUCCCCACCCUUCUCUCCUUUUCUCAUCCUAAGUGCCUGGCAGAUGAAGGAGUUUUCAGGAGCUUUUGACACUAUAUAACCCGCCCUUUUUGUAUGCACCGUGGGCGGCUUUUGUAUGUAAUUGCAGCGUGGGGUGGGAGGGCAUGGGACGCAGGGGUGGGUCCUGGAGGAGAUGGGACAGUGGGCCACCCCUGCCUCACACCUUUAUUGUUGUUGUUGUUGUUUGUUUGUUUGUUUUGGUUUUUUUUUACACUCGCUGCUCUCAAUAAAGAAGCCUUUUUUACAACCUG
Molecule: messenger RNA, 4253 nt
Organism: Balaenoptera acutorostrata (minke whale)
Lineage: Eukaryota; Metazoa; Chordata; Mammalia; Artiodactyla; Balaenopteridae
Gene: PTK7
Product: protein tyrosine kinase 7 (inactive)
Exons: 20
Coding region: 209-3421 (1070 amino acids)
Biological process (GO): homophilic cell-cell adhesion; protein phosphorylation; synapse organization
Cellular component (GO): axon; neuronal cell body; plasma membrane
Molecular function (GO): ATP binding; protein kinase activity; axon guidance receptor activity
Source: RefSeq, a predicted model, not a curated record